AUGGACUUAGCAGAAACUAUGAAAAACAUUGUUGCCAAAGGUAUGCAAACCGAAAUGGGACCACCAGGUGGAGGAUCUGGUUACCCUGGUACACCAAGUAGCGCUGGUUAUGUUACUGAAAAGAUGUAUAUGUUAUUACAAGCCUAUCUUCAAAAUAAAGGUUGGAAUCCAAGCAUCGAACUGCUGCAAUGUUUUUCUGAAUUCAAGGAUGCAUCUAUGAUACCAAGUGCUGCCUAUUUGCAGAUGAUGGCAUCAAGAAUAGCUUUGGACUCUCAGGGAAGGCUAGUGCUUAGGGAAAAUGGAAAAAUAAUAUUGCCCUAUGAACAUUUUGCAAAUGCUGUGAUGUUAAAGCAUAUGAAUGGUCCACAUGGUCUACAUUUGGGCUUAGAAGGGACAGUUAGAGCUGUUAUGGAAUCAUACACUAUCGGACGGGAAUGUUUUGGUAUGGAAAAAGAAUUUAUAAUAGAGGUGGUACAAAACUGUCCAAAUCCUGCUUGCCGUUAUUACAAAAAUCAACUCGAGUUAACUCAAAAAAUGGGACAUAUGGCACCAACUUACAUUCAAGAAAAUGAAACAACAGCUUCUCUCUUACGUAGUAGUUUUCCUCAUAACACAGAUUUUCAAGCAACAUUAAGCAGUGCUAAUCCAAAUACUCACAUGGGAGGAGGAUCAACAGCAGAUUUGGCAGAAAUGAGAGGUGCUGGGAACCAAAUGAAUCUUCAACGUCCUCCAAGCCGUCCAUCAUUAAAUAUUCCACAUAGACCUGUGUCACAAGAAAAAAAAGUAGCCACUGGGAAACAGCAUUAUGAAUCCUUAAUACCUAAUAUUCCAAUGUCUGAUCAUAAAUUAACAGACUUCUUAAGAACGAAUUUAGAUAAUUUGGACAAUCUUAGUGGGCUUGGUUUGGGAAAUUUACAAGGGAUAGGAAAUGCAAAUAAGGAUUUGUUAGCCUUACAUAACGGAGCUUGGCCAUUAGAAAAUGAGAAAGGAUCUCGGGCAUCUUCAAAUUCAGAAGGAGGACAAGAAAAAAUAGUAAGGGCUUUUGCAGAAGUUAUGAAGAACAUGGCAAGGAUGAAAGCUUGUGUACGUCCUGCAAUGUGCAAGCCAUACGGAAAACAAUCAGAAGCUUUGCAAAAAACGCUGGUGGAUACAAUACAGCUUGUACAGUCGCUAAGAAGUUUCCUGCCACCUCCACAUAUUCCUGUCUCAAGCUGGAAAAAUGAAGAUAAACAUCGAUUAGAUCAUACGGGUACUCCCUAUCUCCCAUCAUUAAAGACUGGAGGUUUAGAAGAGUUAUGCGAACAACGCAAGCUAGACUAAACAAAUGUCUUCGCUUUUUAAGCGGCAGACAAGGUUUUGUCUUUGCGCUCUAUGAUGUUCUAGUCAUGUGGUGUUUAUGGGUUAGAUGGGUGUUUUGUAUUUAAACAACCCGAAGGAUUGCUCAAAUGUUGUUGGCGUUUAGGACUUCAAAAUACUAAGAGACAAAACGAGUCAUGCGUGGACUGUGAUAAACGUGGGUAGCGAAGAAAAAAAUUUAUAUAUAGUCAAUCGAAUCUCCACACCGUUAUUUCAAAUUCGAACUAGCUUUAUUUCGUGUUGCUAUAAGUUUUUUUCGAAUUUUUAUAAUCUGCCUAUGGGGCUUACUUGGAAACUAUGGGGUAAGAUAAUUUUAAAUUAUCUAUCUCAUCAUGAAUAAUUUACAUAUUAUGAAUGUAUUAUAAAAUGGCAUUUAUAUUUUAUUGUUGUGCAUUGAUUUAAUAGCUCACCACUUGUGUUCCAAUGAUUACCUGAUCAACAUUGUAUUAUAAAGAUUCUUUGUUAUAUAAGUAAAUCUUUUGUACGUAUUGGACGUUUGGACAAAGUGUAAAGACUAAAUUCAGUCUUGCAUGUAAGUGUGAAAGGUUUGCUAAUUAGAUAUUGUUAUAAGUAUUUUAAAUACGAGAGUAUAAAUAAGCAAUUGCAAUUCUUGUUGUCGCUUGACCUCGCAUUAUUUAAUUUUUGAAUAUUUAUUAUAUAAUUAUUGGACUAUCGUUUCAAAUUAAAUAAUUAAAAUCACGACAAAAUUAUCUAGUUAAAAUAAAUAUUCAAUUUCUAUAUACUAUAUAUAUACAUUUUUUAAAAAUUAUACUUGUAUAAAUUAUUGUUUAUUUAUAAAAAUAGAUCACAAACAUAUAUUGUUGUUAUGUCUAGUAUUAUUAUCUGACAAGUUAAUGUUAAAACUUGCAAUAAUUUAUAAGCUCCAUGGGCAGUAACAUGCGGUGUGCACGUAUAAAAAAAUAAAUCAUUGGUCAAUUCAUAGAUAUUUUUCGAGAAAUAAAUUAUUUCGUUACUAUAUACGAUUAAAAAAAAAAAAAAUAAAAGAACGAAAAGUUACAU
Messenger RNA from Bombus impatiens (common eastern bumble bee), 2376 nucleotides. RefSeq lists its product as uncharacterized. The record is from RefSeq and is a predicted model, not a curated record. Lineage: Eukaryota; Metazoa; Arthropoda; Insecta; Hymenoptera; Apidae. The transcript is spliced from 6 exons. Bases 1 to 1320 code for a protein of 439 amino acids.